Messenger RNA from Camelus dromedarius (Arabian camel), 1097 nucleotides. RefSeq lists its product as uncharacterized. The record is from RefSeq and is a predicted model, not a curated record. Bases 1 to 1071 code for a protein of 356 amino acids. Gene Ontology annotation, cellular component: focal adhesion. NCBI's taxonomy places the organism in Eukaryota, Metazoa, Chordata, Mammalia, Artiodactyla, Camelidae. The transcript has 5 exons.
AUGGAGCAUGCCCGGCGCCCGGAAGCCCUUCUGCGCCUCUGUGGACCCCGCCUGCUCGGACCCUGCUUCUUCACCCUGGAAGCGGGCGGGCUCGCGGGGAAGGGUGUGCGCCUCUGCCCUGAGUGGGGGUCUUUGCGUCCCCCUCCCAGCCCUGUGUCUCGUCUGUCCUGGCGGGGUGACCGGAGGCGCCCUGGGGGGCUGUUAGAGACGGCCACACUCCUCCUGGAGAAGGAGCCCCGCAUUGGCCCCGGGGCAUCUGCAGCACUGCAGCUCCCUCGGAAGCCAGGUGGUGAGUCCCCACUGUGCUCAAGCCCACCUGGAACAGCGAGAACCUGGCAGAGGCCGGGACUUGGACGGACUCCUAGCUGCAGGGAAUGCGUGUCUGAGUUCCCACCGCAGGGGCUGAGGGCUCGGCCAGGCUGUCUGUCUGGUGUGUGCUGGGCUCUGGAUGGCAGGAGGGGCUCCCCGGGCCAGCUGGCGGCCCCGGCCACUGUUCUGAGGCGACAUCAUCCUCGGAUUUUUCCCUCCUGGAGUUUGGUGAAUGCAUCCUUGUCACAGGUGAAGUGCUACCACAAGAGAUACCGCUUGGCCACCCGCGACGUCGUCUUCCACCUGCAGUUCCACACGGGCACCAUCCAGGGCUAUGGCCUCGUGUUUGGAAAGGAGGACCUGGACAAUGCCUGCAAAGGCCCCGCACCGGGGAUCGCUCGCCACGUGCCGCAGGCCUCCCGUCCGCAGGGUCACGCGGGAGAACCUCCAGGUCUGCUCUGGGUUAGCUGCGGAGGCCCGGGCACAGAAUCCCCCCGUGCAGCAUUGGGAGGCCGGAGGCCCUUCGGAGCAUGGUGCCCAGAGCCCCCCGUCGGCCGCACAGACCCCGCCGUUGCAGGGGAGCUCAGCUGUCAUCGCCUGCCCGCGUGGGCUGCAUGGUCGGGCCCCGCCGCUGGGACCCGGGGACAGGGCAGCGUUCCCAGCGUGAGCGCCCAGAGGCCGUCUGCAGUGGCACCACCGAGACCUGAGGCCCGCUGGCAACCCUGCCACAGACUCCUGGCGGCCAUCCCAGUGCGUGUGUGACGCCCCCGCUGCAGGAGGAAAGCACG